Messenger RNA from Arabis nemorensis, 3279 nucleotides. The record is from the annotation of a GenBank genome assembly. Lineage: Eukaryota; Viridiplantae; Streptophyta; Magnoliopsida; Brassicales; Brassicaceae.
AUGAGCUCUCAAGUAGUAAGGAGAGAGCGGAGAGAAAGGUCAAGAUUCACUCCUCAAACUUCUCAGCAAACAUGGGUACCAAGAGGAACCUCCUCUACCUCGGUGUUGGUAAACGAGACUGCUUUUACUCCUAAUCCAAGCUUAAAUCCGGAAAGCCUUGACGCUGGUGCCGGACGCCGUCCUGUUCAUCAGCAAAGACAGCACCAAAGAAGUAAUGUCUCGGGUCCUCCUCCUUAUAGCCGUCAAAGAAGGAAUAAUGAUUCUAGACCUGUUAACCGUCAGAGAGGUGGUUCUAGGGGUCACUUGGGUCAGACUGUGAAUGAGGGAACAAGGCCGGAUACUGUGUUGACAGACCCAAAUCUGCCUCAGCUUGUGCAAGAGAUACAGGAUAAGCUAACGAAGGGAUCUAUUGAGUGUAUGAUUUGUUAUGACAUGGUUAGGCGGUCUGCUAAUAUAUGGUCUUGCUCCAGCUGUUACUCCAUUUUCCACCUCAAUUGUAUUAAGAAAUGGGCUCGAGCACCGAUUUCGAUUGAUUUGAUGGCGGAUAAAACUGAAGGUAAUAAUUGGAGAUGUCCAGGUUGUCAAUUUGUUCAGUUGACAUCUUCGAAAGAGAUUGUGUAUCGAUGCUUUUGCGGAAAGAGGAAAGACCCACCAACUGAUCCAUAUAUGACUCCUCACUCUUGUGUAGAUCCAUGUGGGAAGCCCCUGGAGAAAGAGUUUGUACCAGAUGAGAUGGCGAAAGAAGAUUGUUGUCCUCAUGUUUGUGUUUUGCAGUGUCAUCCCGGUCCAUGUCCUCCAUGCAAGGCGUUUGCUCCACCUCGUAGCUGUCCUUGUGGAAAGAAGAUGAUCAGAACUAGAUGCUCGGAACGAAAAUCUAAUCUGACUUGUGGGCAGAGUUGCGAUAAGCUUCUCAACUGUGGCCGUCAUCGAUGUGAAAGGGCAUGUCAUGUUGGUCUCUGUGAUCCUUGUCAGGUACCAGUCAACGCCUCCUGCUUUUGCAAGAAAACAGUGGAGAAUGUCAUUUGCGGUGAUAUGAAUGUGAAGGGAGAGGUGAAAGCAGAAGAUGGUGUGUUUUCAUGCAAUUUGAACUGUGAGAAGCAGCUUGAGUGUAGUAAUCAUUACUGCCGUGAGAUUUGCCAUCCUGGGCCUUGUGGGGACUGUGAGUUCCUGCCUAGUAGCAUUAAAACAUGCUUCUGUGGGAAGACGGGUUUGGAAGAGGAGAGACAAAGUUGCCUUGAUCCGAUUCCUUCCUGCUCAAACAUUUGCAGCAAGCUUCUUCCUUGUGGGCUGCAUAACUGCAAGGAGACAUGUCAUUCAGGUGAUUGUUUGCCUUGUUUAGUCCAGGUCAGCCAGAAAUGCCGGUGCAGGUCAACAUCUCGGACUGUGGAAUGCUACAAAACAGUUUCAGGGACAGAGAAGUUCAUUUGUGCCAAACAAUGUGGCCGUAAGAAAAAUUGUGGGAGGCAUAGGUGUAGUGAGCGUUGCUGCCCUCUCUUGAAUCACCCAAAGAAUGAUGAUAUGUCUGGUGAUUCUGAUCUGCACCUCUGCCAAAUACCUUGUGGAAAGAGACUAAGGUGCGGACAGCAUUCCUGUGAAACUCUUUGUCACAGUGGUCACUGUCCUUCUUGUCUCGAGAUGAUUUUCACUGAUCUUGCAUGUGCCUGUGGAAAGACUUCAAUUCCUCCUCCGUUACCAUGUGGCACACCUGUCCCGAGCUGUCAACUUCCUUGCUCAGUUCCUCAGCCUUGUGGCCAUUCUGCUACUCAUGGUUGCCAUUUCGGAGAUUGCUUGCCUUGUUCAGCGCCUGUAGAGAAGAAAUGCGUUGGCGGUCAUGUGAUUCUCAGGAAUAUACCUUGUGGAUUGAAAGACAUUAGAUGUGACAAAAUUUGUGGAAAGACACGGCGUUGUGGCAUGCAUGCUUGUGCCAGGACUUGUCACCCUGAACCUUGUGACAACAGUGGUAACACAUCCGAAACUGGUUUGCGUGUUACUUGUGGACAGAAGUGUGGUGCUCCUAGAAGAGACUGCAGACACGCUUGUGCAGCUCUGUGCCAUCCUUCUGCGCCUUGUCCUGAUCAGAGAUGUAAAUUUCCACUCACAAUUACUUGCUCGUGUGGUCGCAUAACAACUACUGUCCCUUGUGACGCUGGAGGAGGAAGUGCUGGUGGUUUUAACGGUGACUCCAUUUAUGAAACCUCCAUUUUGCAGAAGCUUCCGGUGCCCCUCCAACCUGUUGAGUCAAAUGGAAAUAGGAUCCCUCUUGGGCAGAGAAAGCUUACAUGUGAUGAAGAGUGUGCUAAGCUGGAGCGUAAACGGGUUCUUCAAGAUGCAUUUGAUAUUACUCCUCCAAAUCUAGACGCUUUACAUUUUGGUGACAAUUCCGCCAUGACUGAGAUCAUUUCAGAUCUUUAUAGACGUGACCCAAAGUGGGUUCUAGCGGUUGAAGAGCGGUGCAAGUUCUUGGUACUCGGAAAGGCCAAAAGUAGCACAAGUAGUGCGAUAAAGCUUCAUAUCUUCUGUCAUAUGGAAAAGGAUAAAAGAGAUGUGGUUCGGUUGAUAGCUGAGAGGUGGAAACUCGCUGUUAGCAAUGCCGGAUGGGAACCAAAACGCUUUACAGUGGUUUACGUUACACAGAAGUCGAAACCCCCGACAAGGAUCAUCGGAGUCAAAGGUGUUAAAUCAGCAGGCGGGCCCCACGCAUCGGCCUUUGAUCCACUGGUGGAUAUGGAUCCUAGACUCGUGGUUUGUUUUAUGGAUCUCCCGAGGGAAGCUAACAUCAACGCUUUGGUUCUAAGAUUUGGAGGCGAAUGCGAGCUUGUUUGGUUAAAUGACAAGAAUGCACUAGCCGUUUUCCACGAUCCUGCUCGAGCUGCCACUGCCAUGAGAAGGCUUGAUCACGGUUCUGUGUACCAAGGAGCAGUCGUCGUGGUACAGAACCCAGGACAAUCUCCGUCCCUCAGUAGCGCAUGGGGAGUACCCGGUGGCUCGGUUAGGGAAUUUCAAAGAGGAAAUCCGUGGAAUAAGGCUGUGGUUAAGGAAUCUGAUGACUCUUGGGGAACUGAAGAUUCACCCAUUGGAGGAUCUGUGUGGAAACCAACAAAGGAAAACACUUUGAUCACUCCUUUAGUCAACCGUUGGACCGUUCUUGAGCCGAAGAAAGCUGUUCCGUUGGAGCCGCUAGCUCAGGCUCAGACCGAUGGGACAAGUAGUUCGAAAGCUGCUGGUAAGCAACCUGAACAGACCGAAGUGGUCGAUGAUUGGGAGAAAGUAUGUGAUUGA